This is a messenger RNA of Talaromyces proteolyticus, 2190 nucleotides long. RefSeq lists its product as uncharacterized. Gene Ontology annotation, biological process: positive regulation of transcription by RNA polymerase II. The transcript has a single exon. The record is from RefSeq and is a predicted model, not a curated record. Gene Ontology annotation, cellular component: nucleus. The coding region runs from base 393 to 1748 and encodes 451 amino acids. Gene Ontology annotation, molecular function: DNA-binding transcription factor activity, RNA polymerase II-specific; transcription cis-regulatory region binding; zinc ion binding. NCBI's taxonomy places the organism in Eukaryota, Fungi, Ascomycota, Eurotiomycetes, Eurotiales, Trichocomaceae.
CCAGAGCAAAAUCAACUGGCUUCCAGGACCAGAAAAAGAUAAGCUCAAAGACCAGGCGGGCCCACAUGCGGGACCACUGGGAGGCGUCGUGAUUGGCUGUGUGGUGCGGCGAUAGAGUCCCCCCCCGCACCGUCCAGAGUCAAUAUUCUCCAUGAUGCGCCCCUAAUACAGCAUGCCAUGAUAAUAACCAGCCCAGGCCCCAUGGUGGAAGGAGUUGUUUGACAACCCCCACAUCGUCUUAUUACCGUCGUUUUCUAGCUCGCUGUGAGAAACUUAGAUUGUCCCUAUUAUCAGACGCUGGCGCUAUCUUCUUUUCCGAACAAGGAAGGCUAUCUGUCGAAUUCAUGAAUUGAUCAAGUGCGUCCGCGUCGCCAGCGAGAGAGAGAGAGGAGAUGGGAGAGAUGCCCGGCGCCAAGCGGAAGGGCAAACCGCGCGGCAUCCGCAGAGAUCGCGAUUGCCAGAGCUGCAAAGACCGCGGCAUCAAGUGCGAUUUGAAUCGGCCGCGAUGCCAGCCGUGCGUGCAGUCCGGGCUUCCCUGCGGUGGCUAUCCACAACGAGUCGUCUGGGCCGCCGAGACAGUCUCCAAGCAGAGGCGCACUUCAGAAUCCCAUCAAACGCCCAGAUCAACGUCAUCGAGAGAUUCACCUUUGUUUUCUCGUUCAAAGUCAGUGAAUACAGUAUCGCCCGCCAGUCCGUCCAGUGCCGCGGCGACAGCGACCACCAGUGAAACACCAACACCUUGCUAUAAUCCGGCCACAAAUCAGUAUAGCUUUAUCAAACGCCUCACAGAAUUCUACGAACAAAUCAAAGACGCCGAGCACAAGUCCGGCGGCGCUUAUCUAUCGCCGGAAGCUGUUGAUCUCGUAUCGCGCAUAUGGAAUUUUGUGCGAGCGAGAAUGCAAGGCUACGUCACGGUUGGCUCCCCGGAAAAGUCGUCGAUGGACGCCGUCCGAUUUCACGUAGCGGCUUUGAUGGGACUGGCGGAAGCCGUUGAUAAGGCCCACCCUGUUGCGCUAUUUGGAAUAGCCACGUUCGCCUUCUUCGAAGUAUGCGAGGGCUCCUUUGGAGAGUGGCAGCGUCAUCUAAAGGGGGCACGGUCACUCCUAGAUAUCCACUGUCGCAGCAAGACUGAUCUCGACCGACUGUCACAAGAUAUCACCGGGUUGACCGACAUCGUCGCCCACCUGGUGUGGUUUGACACGAUGGGCGCUGUCAUCCGUGGUAGCCGAGGGUUAAUCUUCGACGAUUGGCAUCGCGAGACGCUGAGAGAUAGUUUCUUUGCCAGCGUCGGCUGUCCAUCCGAUGCCUUCCACCUCUUCGUUGCCUUGUCCAAAGAGAAUACCAACCUGAACCAGCUUGACCUUAGUUUUGAGGCAACUGACCAGCUCAUGCGCGCCGAGUCAGAGCACGCCGUAUCAGACACGGUGCUGACGGCUGGCGCAUGGCGAUGCACGGCGGCGAUUGCUAUUCUGAGCCGGAUAGGUGAUGGCAGCUCCUCAUCGCGACAACGCGCUCUAUCAUCGGCAGUUGAUCAGGCAUGCAGAGCAAUCGCCUCGAUCACGCCGGCUUCGGGCAUCUACAUCCACCUAGCAGCAACCGCGUAUCUGGCGGGGAUCAACGCGACACAUCCCCAGCAAUGCGAGGUUGUCCGCAACUACUGGCGCAACUGCCAGGCCUCGGACUUUCCGCAUUACCCAGAUGGACAGGCGCGGUGCGAGGAGAAAUGGCGGGCGGAGGGCCUGGCCUGAUAGAGGCGUUAGCACGCAGGGCGUACUAUAGCUGCUCGAAUUAUUGUAUCUGUGCUGUUUGUGACCUCUAUCUGGCAUGGCGUGUACGUACUGCAUAAGUAAUGAUAUUAACCUUUUGUUGCUGUUGUCAUUAUUAUUGUUCCUGCGUGCUCUGUCAUUUGCUGGCGGCGGCAUGCGCGGGGGAGCAGAGCAAGUGGGGGGAGUAAAUAUGCAAUAGUAAAUAGUAUCCACGAAUCAGGAGCCAAAUAACAUUUAUACGUAACUGAGGCAGGAGCAGGCCCAGCACCGGCAAGCUCUUUCCUCAGUUGCUCCUUCCAGCUGGGAAAGGCACUGCCGAUCUGGAUAUCUGGAUCGGUUGCCUCUUUGGGAAGGCUACCUACCCUUGCUCGCUGCUUCCCGAAACCUUCAAGCACCCACUCUCGAAACUAUUGGCAUGCGGCCA